This is a messenger RNA of Talaromyces proteolyticus, 1422 nucleotides long. RefSeq names its product NADH-ubiquinone oxidoreductase. Lineage: Eukaryota; Fungi; Ascomycota; Eurotiomycetes; Eurotiales; Trichocomaceae. Gene Ontology annotation, biological process: mitochondrial electron transport, NADH to ubiquinone. The record is from RefSeq and is a predicted model, not a curated record. The coding region runs from base 1 to 1422 and encodes 473 amino acids. Gene Ontology annotation, molecular function: quinone binding; NADH dehydrogenase (ubiquinone) activity; NAD binding. The transcript is spliced from 2 exons.
AUGGCUUCCUCCCUCUCCCGCGUCGCAGGCCGCGUGCCGACGACGCUAGGUCGCCGUCAAUCGCUACUCAGAGUGUCGACCCCCUUCGUCCGGUCACUAAGCAGCACCCCCUCCCGGCAAGCUGAACCUCAACCAUAUCAAGCAACCAGACUCAUUCCGACUGAUCCUUCCUUUGCUCACCUUGCAAACAAAGGAGGUCCUGAACCACCAGACAAGGCAGCCGGCCUUGAGUCCACAUCAGAAGUUGGAAACCGCAAGAUCCGGCACUAUACUGUCAACUUUGGCCCUCAGCAUCCGGCCGCACACGGUGUGUUGCGAUUGAUCCUGGAACUCAAUGGCGAGGAAAUCAUUCGCUCCGAUCCUCACGUCGGUCUUUUACACCGUGGAACCGAGAAAUUGAUUGAAUACAAGACAUAUAUGCAGGCUCUUCCCUACUUUGACCGCUUAGAUUACGUUUCCAUGAUGACCAACGAGCAAUGUUUCUCAUUAGCCGUGGAGAAGCUCCUCAAUGUCGACAUUCCCGAACGUGCUAAAUGGAUCCGGACAUUGUUUGGCGAGAUCACUCGAAUUUUGAACCACCUGAUGUCUGUUCUUUCUCACGCUAUGGAUGUUGGUGCGCUUACACCAUUCUUGUGGGGCUUCGAGGAACGAGAGAAGCUUAUGGAAUUUUACGAACGUGUCUCCGGUGCUCGUCUCCAUGCAGCCUACGUCCGUCCUGGUGGUGUCUCCCAAGACAUUCCUAUCGGACUGCUCGACGAUAUCUACCAGUGGGCCACUCAAUUCGGUGACCGCAUUGACGAAACUGAGGAACUCCUCACGGACAACCGUAUUUGGAAGGCGAGAACGAAGGGUGUUGGUGUUGUCAGUGCGGCCGACGCUCUUAACAUGAGCUUUACUGGUGUUAUGCUUCGUGGGUCUGGUGUCCCAUGGGAUAUUCGCAAAUCACAACCAUACGAUGCCUACGACCAGGUCGAAUUCGAUGUCCCCGUUGGUACCAACGGUGAUUGCUAUGACCGAUAUCUCUGCCGCAUGGAGGAAUUCCGCCAAUCCCUCCGUAUCAUCCACCAAUGCCUAAACAAGAUGCCCGCAGGGCCUGUCAAGGUUGAAGACUACAAGAUUAGCCCUCCACCCCGUGCCGCCAUGAAGGAGAACAUGGAGGCUCUUAUCCAUCACUUUCUCUUGUUCACCAAGGGCUACACCGUCCCCCCCGGCGAGACAUACUCUGCCAUUGAAGCACCUAAGGGUGAGAUGGGUGUCUACGUUGUGAGUGACGGCAGCGAGCGACCAUACCGCUGCAAGAUCCGUGCCCCUGGAUUCGCUCAUCUAGGAGGCUUCGAUCAAGUAUCCCGUGGACAUUUGCUAGCCGAUGCCGUUGCCAUUAUUGGUACUAUGGAUCUUGUGUUUGGUGAAGUCGAUCGAUAA